AUGGAGAAAUCAUCAUCCUCAAUGAAACAAUGGAAGAAAGGUCCUGCUCGUGGUAAAGGCGGUCCACAGAACUCUCUUUGUCGGUACCGUGGAGUCAGGCAAAGAACUUGGGGCAAAUGGGUGGCUGAGAUCAGAGAGCCCAAGAAGAGAGCAAGACUCUGGCUUGGCUCUUUCGCUACAGCUGAAGAAGCAGCCAUGGCUUAUGAUGCAGCCGCUCUCAAACUAUAUGGCUACGAAGCUUAUCUCAACUUACCUCAUCUGCAGCGGAAACAAGGACCUCCUGUGAGCAACACUCAGAGGUUCAAAUGGGUGCCUUCAAGGAAGUUUAUCUCCAUGUUUCCUUCUCGUGCCAUGCUUAAUGUGAAUGCUCAGCCUAGUGUUCACAUCAUCCAGCAAAGACUAGAGGAGCUCAAGAAGAAUGGACUUUUAUCUCGAUCCUACUCUUCUUGCUCUUCCUCCACCGAGUCCAAAACUAACACUAGCCUUGCUGAUGAGAAGAGAAGCAAGGGAGAAGCAGAGAAGAUGUUGGAAGGUGAUGGUGAUCAUGAUCGUGAUCAGAAGAAGCCAGAGAUCGACCUGAACGAGUUUCUCCAGCAGCUAGGAAUCUUGAAGGAGAAGAAAAGUCAAGCAGAAGCAAGUGAGGUUGCAGAGAGCCAUUCAACGCCGUCUUGGAACGAGCAAGAAGAGACUGUAAGUCCAUUCAAGGCUCAGAGUUUCAGCUUGGACACCUUUACUGAGAUGCCAAGAAGUGAAACCACGACUAUGCAGUUUGAUCUGAGUAAUUUUGGAAGCUUUGAUUUUGAGGACGAUCUUGGUUUCCCUUCCAUCUGGAACUUCUGCGAAAGCUUAGAUUAA
This is a messenger RNA of Microthlaspi erraticum, 855 nucleotides long. The record is from the annotation of a GenBank genome assembly. Lineage: Eukaryota; Viridiplantae; Streptophyta; Magnoliopsida; Brassicales; Brassicaceae.